CAAACUAAAAGUUCUGAGGGAACAGAGAAGACAAGAGUGGAAGGAUUGCAGUGUGAAGCAAGAAUGAAGUCUUUCAGCUUUUUAUUGGUGACUCUCCUCUUGGGACAUUGCAGCGUCUUAACAAUUGAGAGAGAUGAGGCUGCUGGACAUACAAGUCUAUCAUCAGGCUGUGUUCUGCCUAAACAAUGUCCAAUGACUGGCUAUGAGGACUGGUACAGAGUGGGGUCACGCUGUGUCAAAUACUUUGGCAACCCUCUCAACUUCUCUGAUGCUGAGUACAACUGCAGAAACCAAGCCCCUGGUGGACACCUGGUGUCAGUGCAUAACUCAGAGGCUAAUGAUGAUCUGCUCUGCAUUGUGAUCAGGUUUAACCCACAAAACCUGCGCAUCUGGAUCGGAGGCUUUGAGUUUUUUCAGUCUGGUAGAUUCAUCUGGACUGAUGGUUCCUCCUGGAACUAUCAAACUUGGACACCUGGUGAGCCUAACAACUGGAACUCCAGAGAAGACUGUGUGGAAAUGAACUUUAAUCAUGUUGGCAAAUGGAAUGACUUAGCUUGUCAUGAUAAACAAAACUACAUCUGUGGCUUCAAAGUGAAGACAACUUUGACUCAGACUUUGGGCCUAGACUGAACUUUUUUUUUUAUCAUUGCAUGAAACCUUCAGCAUGAAACAUUGUCUAAAAAUGUGAAAAUGCAAUGUGUUUUCAAAUGAAUAAAAAAUUGUAUUCUAAUAAAACUAAUGAGUUGUGGA
Carassius gibelio (silver crucian carp) is the source of this 750-nucleotide messenger RNA. Its product is annotated as lectin. The coding region runs from base 64 to 630 and encodes 188 amino acids. Gene Ontology annotation, molecular function: signaling receptor activity. The record is from RefSeq and is a predicted model, not a curated record. The transcript is spliced from 6 exons. NCBI's taxonomy places the organism in Eukaryota, Metazoa, Chordata, Actinopteri, Cypriniformes, Cyprinidae.